UGUAAAGCCUCGGUUACUACGCUAGUGUAUUCCGUUGACUCUUUGCACUAUUACAAAACGGCAAUACUUCAAAUAAAGUAUUAGGCCGUAGACAUUUCACCUCCCCACAAUCAUGAACAGUAGAGAUGUCUGUAAUUGACCCUAGUAAGGCAAUAAUUGCAAACUUCCAGUAAAGAAAGACACUCGGCUUUAGAUCGAGGACCAAUGUUUGUUAUCGAGGAACAAUUUUCGGCAAUUUAUUUCAGUCAUCUCUACGACAAAAACCUCCUCGAAGAUUCACUGAGAAUACCAUGUGUGCCCCUAAAUCCUGCAAAUUCCGCGUGACGCCAUGAUUUCCCUGUUCUGUCUGGGAGUUUCCCGCUUUUAUCCGGGUUAUCUUUCCAUCGGCACUCCGGUGCGUGGAAUGGUGGGAUGUUUGGAUUAAAGCGAUGGUUUCUGUUUCCCACCCCAGACCCCACCCGGGGGUGUCAGUCCCGGAUUCAACGUGAUGCCUAUUGCCUUGGUACAAAGAGAUCUAUCCCAGCCUACCGCAGCAUCUGCGACCUUUUGAGUGCAUUCAAGGCCCGGAGACAUGAUUUAUUUGGUUUGUCGUUCACUAUAAUUAAGUUAGGAAUCUAGUGCAUCGAGUAUUAUAUUAGUGACUUUGCACUAGUACUGUAUGGAACUGCAUUUGUGUUGCCUCUUGUUCGCUACUGUAUGUACAGUGAUUUAUUUAUUACAGCCGGAGGCGUGGUAUCACGGUAAAAACGAAUGUGGCCAUUAUGUGGGGAAUUAAAUCCCUUGAAUUUCGUGGAUAUUGGGCACGACAGCAAUUUUACCUGCCGUACAUAUUUAUACCUUUUCAGCAACCUUGAACCAAGGUGGUUACCAAGUUACAGUUGAUGUCGGCAUUCAACGAAAUUCUUCCGACCUGCCAAUGGAAAAGCUCACACAAGCAAAAAUGGCCAGCCAGCGCCCCACACCACAGUCGACAAUAGCACGCUUAGAUCGCUGGAUACGCAAGUCCUGGAAAUCGCUGUCACUCACUCCACGACGCAGCACACUGAGCAACGUCGCUCACCAAACGGACGAUAUCGCCGCUGUUACGGCAGCUUCAUGCACCGCUUCCCCAUCCCCGGCCGACCAUGGCUCUACCGUCGACAUCAACUGCGGACAAAUCCUGGGAAAACAUCUGCAACCAGUUGUGUACGAAAUCACAACGCAGCAGUUCGUUCUGGGUUAUCUGUGCGAUGUAGACUGGGAAGGACUACGUGUUUUGGUGGAUUUCGACUAUUACGACAACCCACCCUUGUGGUUGCCCGUCGCGAAGGUGCAGGAACGUAGUGGAGUAGGAAAAUGGGAGCUCCGCUACGAAAGGACGAUUGAAGCUGCUCUCCGGUUGGAAUCCGACCAACCCUACGCAUUCCAUCCAGCGCGCAUAAUUUCUCCCGUUGACGACAGCGAGGGUCCAAUUUGUGUAGAAGUGACACCUCGGGGCGGUGAUGGACCCAUUCGAAAAUUUGUGCAUCCGCUCCAGCUGCGCGUUGUGAGGGAAUAUCCGCGCAGCGCGGACGCCGAUGAAGUUAUGUAUGAAUGCUGUAGUGAGCUGCAAAAACAAACAGUCCCUCUGGAUUUUGGGCUGAGUGCGGAUGACAUUGACUUGCAGCGCUUGCUAGAGGCUUGCAACGAAAUUCCGUAUAUAAAGGUGGUCCGGAUAUGGCUGGACACCCAGUGUAUUCACUGUGUCUACACGAAAAGCUAUUCGGGAAUUUUGGAUGAGACAAAUUUAAAAAUUCUUGUUCAAAAAUCGCGGCGUCGCGUUACUGUGCCUGAGAAGCUGUUGGACUUCAAUAACACUGAUGCCGUUCGAGACGGUUCCUUGGUAAAGCUGCCGUAUGAACUGUUGGAGGGGAUCGUGUUAUCAAUCGUAGACGUCCACAGCAUGGUCCGCGCUCAGAAAGUUUGCAAGUGCUGGCACGACAUUAUUCUCGGUCAAGAACGCAAACAUGUCGUUGUUGACCUGACCAAUCUGCUCCCACAAUCCUCCAGCGACCAGGAGCAAGAUUACAACCGAACUCAUCUUCUAAACAUCCUCGACACUACCGUGACGCUGGCGACAGUGGCGCUGGCGCUAAUGAACGGCGAUGUAAAUCUGGAGUUUGGCAGGUACAUCGUAGGGUUUCUGUCGAUUAAGGUCCCAUGUUUGCCGAUGAUUGUCCUGAGGAAUGUACGGUGCUGUUACCCCGUGGCACGAAACUACGAGCAGCGGCGGCUGGAGUGGGCCAAUCUCCGCCAGCUCAUGCAAGCAUGCCGAGAACUGCAUCUGCGAAGCGUGAUUGUUCCUACCUUCCUCGCCUCCUUUGGCUCCAUGUGGACCGUGCCGACUCAAUCCCGACUGGACGUCGAUGUUGUCGUAGAUAAACUCGUGCUGCACUCCACGCUUAGUGAAGCCGACCGGCUGGAGCAUUUUCUGAAGGCGCUGGACGUUGGUUGCCCCGCGUUAACAGCGUGUGAUUGGAAAACCAUUGACGAUGCCUAUCGUGCAACGCUUUCGCGUGCCGAAUAUCCGCUUAGAAGCCAGCUCCUCAUGAUCCAGUUGCUAAAUCAAGCGAUAACCGGACAAGCUGCACCACCGUUGUCCAGACUCGCUGCUCAUGCCUUCCGUUACUCUUAUCUCACGGAGACGUCUUCCAACUCCAUUCCCGGCAGCCGUCAUCCUUCCCGUCCAACGCCACGGAACUCAGAUCACACAGAUAGAGUACCCAGACACUAAAGUCAGUUUCGGUUCCUGGAACAGUCGGUCUCAGCACCAAAGCGAUGGUUUUAUAUUGACCGCGCGCCAGUGCACUGCGCUGGAUUGUCGUAGGACGUCGCAGCAAAUAAAUUAUAGCGCAACAAGUUAAAGUCACCUGCAAUGUGUAAUGGAGCUUUCAGAACGAGCUUGGAAACUGUCUCUCCACAAUUAUGGACAGCAGAGAUGCCUGUAAUGAAUUCUUCUCAUUUUCGACCGAUGGCAUCAGAGCGACGCGGUGUGGCUGUUCAAGGUCGGGAACAAAUAUCAAUUCCCGCUUCCGGCCUAGCUCCCGGAUGUGGUCCAAGUAGAAGAUGACACCAUGCGUUAUAAUCUGUGGAAGCCGGCACGGAUCGAAGUUGCCGGGGCAAAGAAUGUAGUCGGAGAGCAGACUUUGGAAAUGCGUUUACUGCGUAUUUUUUUAUAAAAUUCCUGCUGUUAACUCUAAAAUUCUCGAUUCCAGUUCUGUUACCCGUCUUCAAAUUUCUACUCAGAUCUGUGAAUCUGUCUUAGUUCUAGAUCUGUACUUGCAUUUAAUUGCUUUUUUUG
Molecule: messenger RNA, 3319 nt
Organism: Paramacrobiotus metropolitanus
Lineage: Eukaryota; Metazoa; Tardigrada; Eutardigrada; Parachela; Macrobiotidae
Exons: 5
Coding region: 917-2752 (611 amino acids)
Molecular function (GO): protein binding
Source: RefSeq, a predicted model, not a curated record